AUGUUUAAGAAAAUGAAAAAUCGUGAACAUGUGCAAAGACAUUGUCGAGUGAAAGCAGCAUUAAAACAAUUAGAAAUAUCUAAUAAUAUUGAAGGCGCUCCACAGAAGCAAAGCGUCGCGGCGCAAGCGCAUAAAUCGGAGGAUCACGGCCAGCCAAGAUCCAAUCACGUCGCCCGUCUGGAUCUCGUACCAUUGGCGGGCGAAUUUCGUCAAUUUACUGGACGCGGCCAGCAAUGUGAUCCCGUCGGCUGCGCCAUGUAUGACGGCAACUUGGUCGACCCGUCUCGACCACACGGCAACGUUUUCGUUUUCACCGCCACUAAACUCCGGAAUCUGAGAGGCCAGCCAACUAACCGCGUUUCCCGCCGAUUGAUGUGGAGAUGUCCGACAUCGCCUGACGGAACAUCUCCGACGUCAGCGGCUCCGCCACGACUGUUCGCCUUGCAGAUGAUGCUGCUGGGACGUGGAUCUCUCCAGCGGCCUGUUGUUCGUCCAACGUCCUCUCCGACGGCCCAAUCCUCUCAAGAGAACGAAGUGGGAAGUCAGAAGGGCUCGCGUGACGGGUCUCCGAAGGAAGGAGCUAGAACGGUGACGGACGGGACCCUUAAGGGCUCCGGAAGUGAGGCCGGCCCGGCUGCGCGGCAGGAGGUUUCACCUCCAGCGAGGAAGAAUCGGUGCGGGGCCGAAAGAAGGAGGGCGAAGCGGAUGAGAGCAGCGACUCUGGAAGGGGCUCGCUCUCUUCCCGUGGCUUCCCCCUGUACGCCGGUGGAAGUGGUGAAGAGGCACGCCGACGGUAAACGUCGGAAGGGUUUCAAGGAUACCCCUCCAUCGGGCGACCGUCCGCUGAAAAAGCAAAGGACUCGCGACGGGCAACAUGCUUACUCGGACGCUGCUGACCCUCUGGCGAGGGUGAUUGUGGCGGAGGGCUACCCCGAGACAGGGAUCACUGUUGAGCAGUUGACUCUGUUGAGGGAUGCGGUCUUGGAGAAGAUCGACGGGAUCCAGGAGGGUCCGGUGUCCAGAUUCCACGGCACUUCUCUAAGGAGUGGUGCGGCGGUGGUAAGAUGCGCGGAUGGGGCGUCGCUGGAUUGGCUCGUGGGGCGGAUCGGCGGCAUCACUCCGUGGGAGGGCGCCAGGCUCAGGGUGAUGGGCUUGGACGCGCUUCAAAAGCAGCACAGAGCGGUGGUUUGGGUCCCCGGGACUUCCCAGGCGCGGCCACGGGUCCUGAAGCGGCUGGAGAAGCAGAACCCGGGGCUCAUCACCGGGAGCUGGAAAGUGUUUGCGGAGGGGGUAGGGACCACCAGGGAGGGUGGGAACCUGGUCCUCGGGGUCCCGGGGUCCAGUGUCCUCAAAUUGAAGACUGGACUUCAGACCAUUCUUUGGGCUCGACAGGGUUGUCUUUCGGCCUUCACCCAGGUUAAUCUGCAUCACAGCAAAGGGGCCUCGGCUGUUUUGGCCAGGCAACAAGCUGGGAGACAAACAUGCAUAUCACUGAUGCAAGAACCCUGGGUAAUCCGAGGUUGCAUCAGGGGUUUGGCGGCCUGCGGUAGGCUCUUUAGGGCUCCAUCAGUGGACCGGCCCAGGGCCUGCGUGGCCGUCAAGGGCAUGGAAGCCCAGCUGAUACCUCACCUGUGUUCCAGGGACGUUGCGGCUGUAGAAGUGAAUUUCACUGAUGACUCCGGUGACAGAAAGAAAAUGGUUAUUUGCUCGGCCUACUUCUCUCAUGACGAGGGGAAGGCGGUGCCGCCUGUACCGGUGAUAAAACUGGCAGAAUACUGCCAGGAAAACGGCUUCCCCUUGAUCAUGAGAUGUGACGCUAACGCGCAUCACACCGUGUGGGGAAGCUCGGACACCAAUGAUAGAGGGAGGAAAGUGUUGGAGUUUUUAGCAUCUACGGAUCUGGAGAUUCUCAACACAGGAGACGAGCCCACCUUCUGCACUAUAGCGAGAAGAGAAGUGCUCGACAUCACUGUCUGUUCCAAGCAGUUGAUACAAAAGGUAGUGGAGUGGAGGGUCUCGACGGAGCCUUCGCUCUCUGACCAUAGGCAGAUCUCCUUCAGGAUAGCUAAGGCUAGGGGGAAGGAGGUCAAAUUCAGGAAUCCGAGGAAAACCAAGUGGGACUCCUAUAGGGAAGACCUGGCCAAUAGUCUCAAAGGCUUCCCUAAAAGGCACGGGACAGAGGACGAACUGGAGACCUGUAUGGACUACUUGCAGAGGUCUCUGGUAAACUGCUACAAAAGUAACUGCCCCGAAAGGGCGGUUACAAAUAGUAGAGGAACUUCCUGGUGGACCCCUGGACUGCAGGGUUUCAGAGUGGCGGCUCGUAGGGCCUGGAACAGAGCUAGGAACACGGGCCGCCAAUCCGACUGGGAGCUCUCUAGGAGGGCACAGAAGGAUUAUAGAGACUCUGUGGUUAGGGCGAAACUGGAGAGCUGCAGGAAGUUUUGCGAGGAAGUAGAGGGAAUGCCUGAAACGGCAAGAAUCUGCAGGAUCCUCGCUAGGAACCCGGAUGCGACUCUGGAAGCCAUCACACUCCCUGAUGGGACGGUGGUGACUGGAGAGCGAUGUCUGGAACAUCUACUGGAAGUGAGUUUUCCGGGCUUCCAUAGGGAGCAGGAAGAGCUAUUUGCAUAUAAGGAGCCGGGCUCACUCAGAAGAGCCCGACAAGCGGACUGGCGAAUGGCGGCCAAAAUUGUCAUGCCCGAGAAGGUCAAGGCCUUUAUCGCGAUGGGCUACACACCCAGCGCAUGGAAACUGGCCAGGGUAGUUUUCAUUCCGAAGGCGAGAAGAACGAGCUACACCAAGGCAAAGGAUUUCAGGCCAAUUAGCCUAACAUCGUUUCUCCUUAAGACAUUGGAGAAGCUGGUGGACGCGUAUCUGAGGGAGACAACUCUGUGGAGUCACCCUCUCCACAAGAAUCAGCACGCGUAUCGUUGGGGCUAUUUCACCGAGACUGCUCUACAUCAGACGGUAGCGUUUAUUGAGGAGCAGCUGGAAAGAAGGGGCUACGCGGUGGGUGCUUUCUUGGACAUAAAGGGCGCCUUUAACAACACACCGCACGAGGUAGUGUGUGAGGAAGCCGCCAGAAAGGGUGUCCCGAUAAAGCUCGUCGAGUGGAUCCGUGGCAUGCUAGGGAGGCGUGUGAUGACUUUGCUGGGAACUGCGAAAAUCUGUGGGUGGGUGGGAAGAGGCUGCCCGCAGGGCGGAGUACUUUCACCACUUUUAUGGUGCCUGGUAGCAGACGGUUUAUUAAGGGCACUAGACGAUAGAGGCUUCACUACACAAGGCUACGCGGAUGACGUGGCAAUACUUGUGCGAGGCCCGUUCCUAGAGACGCUUCUAGAGCUCAUGCACGGGGCACUGGAAGUUGUAGAAGAGUGGUGUCAGAGGACAGGUUUAGCGGUGAAUCCACUGAAAACCGGUCUUACUGUCUUCACUCGCAAAUACAAGGUGGGCACCAUUGUGGGACCCACUCUUGGAGGAGUAAGAUUAGUUCCGACCGAAUCGGUGAAAUAUUUGGGAGUUAUUCUGGAUAAGAAACUGCUUUGGGAGGAGCACCUUCGUAAUCGGUGCAAAAGCUUGUGCCAGUAUUUUUGGACGUGUAGAAGGACCUUUGGCCAGACUUGGGGCUUGAAACCGAGUAUGAUACACUGGAUCUACACAGCCAUACUUUGCCCCAGACUCACAUACGCAGCCGUAGUAUGGUGGACUAGGGUGCAAAAGAAAACAGCCAAAGUUGCGCUGGAGCAUGUCAGGGCUCUGAUUUUGAGAAGGGCCCUGGGUGCUAUGGUUACGACACCAGUGGCGGCGAUGGGCGUAAUGUUCGGCAUCGAACCAUUUCAUCAGGUGGUGGUGGCUGCUGCAGCAAUGGCGGCAUACCGUCUGAGAUGCGAACUUAAAUGGAAGAAGGGAGCCCGGCAUACGAGGCUGCCGGAAGACGUUCUGCUGGAUCCGAUAUUCGAGAUGCGACAGGACAGAAUACCUAUUAUUCGAGUUUCUGAUAGGCGCUUCAAAGUGCAUAUACCGAGGCCGGAGGAGUGGGAAAAGGAAGGUGGAAACUUAGGGGCUCGAACCGUACGGAGUAGGGUAGAAGAGGGAGAGCACAUCAGAAUUUGUACGGACAGCCAGGCAGCCAUCAAGGCGCUGGGGGCUCCGACAAUAACGUCGUGGUUGGUUCGGGAGUGCAGGUGCGUUCUGAACGAACUGGCGAGAGAGAGAGAAGUUACCGUUACCUGGGUGCCGGGUCACUCGGGCAUCCAGGGUAAUGAAUGUGCGGACCAGCUGGCAAAAGCGGGUUCAGAAUUAACGAUGGUAGGACCGGGGCCGGCCCUGGGAAUCCCCUUUUGUUUAGGAAAAGGGAGGAUCAAAGAAUGGCUCCGCAGAGAACAUCUAAGACACUGGAGAGUGGAAUCUGAGUCCAAAUGCAGACAGGCUAGAGCUCUGAUGGGAGAUACUCCUAAUAGGGAACUGACUUGGAGCAUAAGGGCUCUGAGUAGGAAAGAUGCCAGAACAGCGGUACACAUACUGACGGAUCAUGGCACAAGCCUUCAUGUACUCGGAGACUGUCCUGCACAUACAGGGUUGAGACACAGGAUGCUGGGCUCAGCACUACUUGGGCCCGAGCAGAUCAGGGAGCUGCCGGUGAGGGAUCUGAUUCUCUUUUGGAGAAAAACAGGUCUGUUAAAUAUAUAUCAACCGUUCAUUGUCGCUCUAUGUUAUGAAAAUUCGAAACCUCAUGAUAUCAAUGAGUUCAUGGAUGAUUUUAUUAAAGAAAUAAAUAUUUUGCACCGAGAUGGAAUUGAUAUUACGAAUAAACAUUUUUCAGUGGCUCUAGAACACAUUAUAUGUGAUAUUCCAGCUCGAAAAUUUUUGAAGCAAAUAAAAGGUUAUGGAGACUUGAAACGGAUCAGAGCCAGUGGACGCACCGAGAGGAUUGACGCCCGAAGGGAAAGAGAGCUCUCGCACUCCCGAAAGCCCGGGAUGAAGUACCACAGUAAACGGAGCUGCCGUAACGAGCCGGGAGAGAAGAAUCAGGUCGGAACCUGGUCAGUUCACGGCCGAUUCAAAAAACGGUCCGGAUCCGAAAUGGAAAAGGCCGCGAAGGACGUUCGAGACAGCUACCACAAAUAA
Messenger RNA from Linepithema humile (Argentine ant), 5130 nucleotides. The record is from RefSeq and is a predicted model, not a curated record. NCBI's taxonomy places the organism in Eukaryota, Metazoa, Arthropoda, Insecta, Hymenoptera, Formicidae.